AUGGGAGGCGGCCAGUGGUUUCCUCACGAGAAUUCGACAGAAACACACUUGGAGGAUCAGAGUUCUAACAAUCUGUACGCCGUAGUCGAUAUAGGAAGUAAUGGCAUUCGAUUCUCUAUAUCCGAUCUCUCACCACCUACUGGGCGUAUUAUUCCUACAGUGCAUUCUCAUCGCGUCGGAAUAUCCCUGUAUGAUGCUCAAUACGACACCAAGACAGGCUCUAAGAUCCCCGUUUCUCAGUCUGUAAUUCGAUCUAUAAUUGGGGCAAUCUUGCGAUUCCAGGCAACUUGUGUACAAUUCGGAGUACCGUCAAACCGCAUUCGUAUUGUUGCAACAGAGGCAACACGUACUGCAAUCAACUCGGCGGAGAUCGUCGCAUCGAUUGAGAAGACAACUGGUUACAAAGUUGAACUCUUAGAAAAGGCCCGCGAGGGCCUUCUUGGGGCGUGGGGGAUUGCCAGUGGUUACUCGGAUAUUGAAGGGCUGGCGAUGGAUCUCGGAGGAGGGAGCACCCAAAUUACAUGGGUGGUCUCUCACGGUGCUGAACUUCAUAUAAGCCCGCAAGGAUCCGUUAGUUUCCCUUAUGGUGCUGGGGCUCUUUCAAGGACACUGGCCGAGUUGAAAAAGGGAAAAAGCAAAAAGGAAGCAAACCGUGCCGUCGAGAGACUUCGUCAAGAGAUGGAUAAUAAUUUCCGGGACGCAUACAAUAAGUUGGAAAUUCCGGAACGUCUGGCUGAGGAGGCCAAAAAAAACGGUGGCUUUCGCAUGUAUAUUUCCGGCGGGGGUUUCCGUGGAUGGGGUUAUCUGCUACUCUACCUACAUCAGACAAAGGGUCGCCAUUACCCAAUAUCGAUUAUCAACGGCUACCGUGCCGAAAGCGACGAGUUUGCGAAGACAGAGACCCUGAAGGAGAUAGCUCGGACAUCGGAUCGUAUAUUCCGCGUUUCGGAUCGUCGGCGAAAGCAGGUCCCAGCAGUCGCCUUCCUAGUUAAUGUCCUGGCUGAAUCGCUUCCGCACGGAAUUAAGGAAGUGUACUUUUGUCAGGGAGGCGUCCGAGAAGGAAUUCUUUUUCAGCAGCUCCUACCGGUCAUCCGUCUACAGGAUCCCCUGGAAGUCGCAACAACUCCAUUGAGGACGCGGUCCGCCGACUCUAUCGGCGAUAUGCUUCUUGGGGCUAUUCCAACAUCCUCUGCUGGGAACAGAUUGUCUAUCCCAAGCACACUGAAUGUUCAUGUGAUUCAAGCCUUUGCCAAUUCCAUGUAUGCGCAUGCAGGUAUCUCGAAGGAACUUGCUUCGACUGUCGCACUCUAUAGCACUAGUACUGGUAUACUAGCACAGGCGCAUGGGAUUUCUCAUGGUGACCGAACUCGACUAGCUCUCAUGCUCCAAGAAAGAUAUGGCAGCCACUUACCCCCGCGAGAAGAAAAGGCCAAAUCGGCAUUUCAAGAUCUCUUAAGCGCCCAAGAAGUAUGGUGGAUACGGUAUAUCGGAAAGCUUGGUCUAGUACUAGGCAUUCUCUUUCCUACCGGAAUCAUUGAUUCUUUUUGGCCGCGUGUCUUACUGUCGGUCCAAUGGGCGUCCAAUUUAGGAAAGCGUCAGAAUAAGUUCGGGAUCGAGCUUACAUUCACAGUGCAUGCUACCUCUGAUCAUAUGGCAAUAAAAGAGAUCCUAGAGAGAGCCAAAGGAAAAAUAGAAAAGGUGGGAAAGAAGAAGAACAGGAUUGGAGGCAAAGCUGGGUGGGGGGUAAAAAUAAAGGUAAUCAUCAAUAUUACUUGA
Talaromyces proteolyticus is the source of this 1776-nucleotide messenger RNA. RefSeq names its product putative transcription regulator. The transcript has 2 exons. Gene Ontology annotation, biological process: regulation of transcription by RNA polymerase II. The coding region runs from base 1 to 1776 and encodes 591 amino acids. The record is from RefSeq and is a predicted model, not a curated record. Lineage: Eukaryota; Fungi; Ascomycota; Eurotiomycetes; Eurotiales; Trichocomaceae.